AUGAUGCAAUGGUCGUCAUUUAUGCAAAAGGCUCAGUCACUGAUUGAUCCUGCCAACUUCAACAUCCCAUCCCUCUCCUCAUCCGACGACAAUCCCUCAAAAGCCUCUCUUUUCCGCCAACAGUUCCGCCUCCCCGACUCCCAAAAUCCCCUGCAAGAGAUCACUGCCGAACUCAUCCUUCCGCUCCCAAGUUCAUCGUCCGGAUCUGGAGAAACCUCCCGUCGGGCUGAGAAGGCGGGUAACCGAUACACAGGCCGUCUACAUCUGAGUGAGCGGUUCAUCUGCUUCUCCACACAACCGACGAGUUUCUUGCCUUCGUCCACAUUGAGUGCUUCCACUAGCUGGACUGGUCAGACGCACGGAACAGGCCCUUCUGGAAAUGGCUUCACUAUACCCCUUUCAUGCAUUCGUAGGGUGGAACGACUGCACAGCGAGACGAACAUCUUCACCCUGGCUUUGACAACAUGGAACGGUCUAUUGAAUAGGAAAAAGGACGAGAAUCCUUCGCACCAGCGCCUCAUUCUGCAGCUUGUCGGCAGCAGGCAGGCCAGCGAACGGUUUUGCGAUUGUUUGAAGAAGGGUUUACGGGAGGGCAUGAAGGAGGUUGACGGUCUCCGGGCAGUUGUGACAGAUUGCUACUCAGAAUACUUACUAUCAGGGGCAAAGGAAGCUGCGAAAGAGGGUAACCCCGAUGCACGUCAACCUCCAGAUGCCGGAUUGGGUAUGCUCUUCCGGUAUCCUGGUGAUGCACGCAAGCUUCGAGACCGUAGUAAGAUGAGACUUUGGGCCGAAUAUUUCCGAGAAAAUGGGCGCAAUGUGACUCUUGUUCGUCAACCGACAUUCCACAAACUGAUCCGCGUCGGUUUGCCUAAUCGUUUACGUGGAGAAGUUUGGGAACUUUCGUCUGGUUCUCUCUUUCUGCGGGUUCGCUCGCCCAAACUCUAUCAAGAGACAUUGGACAAGUUCGAAGGCCAAGAUUCCCUCGCAAUUGAUGAAAUCGAGAAGGACUUGAAUCGAAGUUUACCGGAGUAUCCUGCAUAUCAGAGUGAAGAGGGUAUCGGUCGCCUAAGACGAGUCCUCACGGCAUAUAGUUGGACCAACGCAGAGAUUGGCUACUGUCAAGCCAUGAAUAUCGUUGUUGCCGCAUUGUUAAUAUAUAUGUCUGAGCAGCAGGCCUUUUUCCUUCUUUCCGUGCUUUGCGAUCGCCUUCUGCCUGGAUAUUACUCCACCACCAUGUACGGCACACUCCUCGACCAAAAGGUGUUCGAGUCUUUGGUAGAGAAGACGAUGCCUGUCCUCUGGGAACAUCUGGCCAAGUUCGAUGUACAACUCUCCGUUGUAUCUCUGCCGUGGUUCCUUUCUCUUUACAUCAAUUCUAUGCCCCUCGUCUUCGCCUUCCGGGUAUUGGACGUCUUCUUCCUUGAGGGACCCAAAGUUCUUUUCCAAGUGGGUCUCGCUAUCCUGCGAAUCAAUGGUGAGGAACUCCUCGAAGUUCAGGAUGAUGGGGCAUUCAUCUCCGUGCUCAAGUCAUAUUUCUCGCGUUUGGACGAAUCUGCGCACCCAAAGUCGGAGAACCCCAAGCUUCGAGCCAUCACCAGAUUCCAGGAAUUGAUGGUUGUCGCUUUCAAGGAGUUUUCUGGUAUUACACACAGCACGAUCAUAGAGCAGCGCGAUAAGCACAAAGAUGCCGUGUUGGAGAAUAUCGAAAAUUUUGCCAAACGCACUUCGAUUCGCAACCUGGGACCUGAGAGUAAGCGCCUCAGUGUGGAUGAUCUUGGUACCAUCUAUGACCGGUUCUACGAGACCUUGUAUCACUGGCAACAACACCAAAAAGCGUUGGAAGAGGAGCGCAAACGACAAGAAAAGAAGAAAUCGGAACGCUUCUCCAUUCUUGGUCCUCCCGUGGAUAGGGAGGUGGGUCGUGUUGGUCUCGGACCCAGCCCUACUCAUAUGGACUAUGAUGCAUUCCGCGAGUUUUUGGCAGCGACUUCAAAAUGGGCUGUUUCUGACACACCGGUAUCGGCAAAAAAGGAUUUUGCCAAUGGCUACAACAGUUUCAAGGGCAACAAGUCGUUAUUAUGGGCGAAUCGACGCCAGCCAGCCGAUCAUGAAUUCAUGCAACGUCUUUACCGAAAAUGGUCUACCGACCCGGAAGAAGGACUUAGUCUUCAGGACGCUGUGACCGGUCUGGCACGCCUCAAGGGAUCGCCCGACAUUAUGAACAAUAUUAACUACUUUUUCAAUCUUUAUGAUGAUAGCGGCAACGGUCAAGUCGAUCGCGAAGGGAUUCUUAAAAUCUCUGAAGCUUUACUGUUUUUGUCGCGCCGUGGUUUCGAGGGUACAAUCACUGCUACAGAAUCUCAAGAAGAUCUGAGUCACCGUGACCAUGCCGAAAGGAACAGCCUCACCACAGAUGAGAAAUUCCUCGGAAGUGUGAGCGCAUUUAUCCGUCGCUGCUUUGAAUACGCCGACCCUAGUCACCCUGAGAAUCAGAAGGCUGCCCAAGACGAUGCUACGGAAGUCAUAGAGGGGCUGGAUUCCUUUAGCAUCGGCGACGACGAGGAAGAGGAUUUGAUCGACAUAGAUGGAGACUCCAACACCAAAAAGACCACAAAGACUCAGACAAAAAGCAGUGAACAGAGUCGGCCGCGAUCUGAAUCUGCAAAUCCCGCUUUGGACCCAAACAACCCUCUUCACAUCACCCUCCCAACCUUCCGCAUGGUCAUUCUCGCCGAUGAACUUCUCGAACAAUUCUUUGAAUCCUACUUCCCCCAGUCCUUCCACCUUUCCGACCACCCUCACCCUGCUGCUCUUGCCGCAUCAUCAUCCCUUUCGUCUAACCUAACAACAUUCUCCAACAUCGGCAGUACCCGUCCCUCUCAGCUCACUGCCACCUCAGGUGCUUCCGUGGCCGGGGCAUCGGGAGGAAUCGUACCCCCAGGCAAAGGUCUUCGUGGUGUCCUCGACAACAUUGUCACAGACGGCAUUCGUAUGGCGGCCGAAGUCAAGAAGAGAAUGGACGAUGCACAGCGUGAUCUCGAGCGCAGUGCUCUCGGCCGUGACGAGGAAGAUGACGACGACGAUGAUGACGACUACACACACCGUGGAGGUCCGUCCGCUGCCGUUAUGGCUGGUGGUAUCUCCAGCUGGGGUGCCGGUGCAUACGGCGCUGAUCCGGAGCGUCGUGGCGUCCGCGACGCAGAUCGUGAUCUCCUGGAAGGAGCGGAGGUUGAAGCAUCCUCCCUUCUUGAUGGGAAAGUGGAUAUCGAAGCGGGAAGCAAGACUAGCCAUACUGGUGCGCCCACAGCGACCCUGGACCAUGAUCCUGAGGUCGUUAGCAAGAUUGUUGAGUUUGAAUCAUGA
This is a messenger RNA of Penicillium odoratum, 3363 nucleotides long. RefSeq names its product GTPase-activating protein. NCBI's taxonomy places the organism in Eukaryota, Fungi, Ascomycota, Eurotiomycetes, Eurotiales, Aspergillaceae. The transcript is spliced from 3 exons. The record is from RefSeq and is a predicted model, not a curated record. The coding region runs from base 1 to 3363 and encodes 1120 amino acids.